AUUUCCCAAGGGAAAUACACGUCAAAACGACACACAGGAGGCGCUGCGGUGUUUGAGAUUAUCGUUUGUAAACAACAGUCAUGUCGAGUGGCGAUUCAAUAACAAAUUAAUAAAUUAGCCUGUUUACCGCACAAUUGCAGCCAAAUACCCAAAUUAAACGCUGGAAUUGGGUAGGAAAACUGCUGAGCAGUCAACCGGUAAGUGAUUUUUCCGUAUUUUGGUGUGUUUUUAGCACUAAAUUGUUGUUCUCAUUCCAGCCUUAACCAGCCGCGAUGGAUUCACGGAAAUGUGUUGUUCCGGGGUGUAAAAAUCGAAGUGGACCAGGAUCAGCUACUUUAUUUUUUCCGGUUCCUGCUAAAAACAACAAAGUUUUUAAGAAGUGGUGCGUUUUCACGGAACUAGGUGGAGAACGAGACGAAAAAAUAUGCAAAGCACACUUUCGGGAUAGUGAUUUUAUCACAUGUAAGUAUCACAUAUCAGCGCCAAAUUCCGGGAAUUAUGACAGAAUGCUGUUGAUAUUAUAGACUCACGCCGGAAAGUGAAGGACACCGUGGCCCCAUCAAGAUGUUUACCGGAUAAGCCCCCGUUUGUAAGGCAGAACGGGUAUUGCUGUAUUGCUACAUGCAAAAGUAAAAUGCUGAGGACUCUUCUACCGUUUCCCGCACGGAAGAACCUGCGCUCCCAUAAGCAAUGGAAAAAAGUUUUACAUUUACCGGAAACUGAAGCCACUGCGGGAUUGAGGAUUUGUCCAAAACACUUUCAACCAACUGAUUUCGUUACAGUGAAAUCAUAUUAUCUGAGGCCCCACGCAAUACCCAGUUUACGUGUACAGCGCUUGGUGAAAUGUCCUCGAAGGCGAAUUCCGAAUGUAACAGCUGCUUCCGCACAGCUGGAGGACCAUUCUUAUUUUAAAGAUUGUUUUAUACCACGAAGCAAUCGUAUCUGUUCCGUCGUUGGAUGCAAAUUGCGAGCUGGAAACAGUGUUCAUUUACACACUUUUCCGAAGGAUAAACAUCGCUACAAAGAAUGGAAAAGAGUGUUACGAAGUGCAAAACAACCAUCAUCGAAUGCUAGAGUAUGCAGCAAACAUUUCACUAAAAACGACUUCAUAACAGGAUCUGAACGUUUAAAGAAAACUGCCAUUCCAUCGAAAAACUUACCUCAGGUGGCUGAGCUAGACAUUAGCGUUAACGAGUAUAUUAUACCGAGGAAAUCGUACCGGAAGACCAGAUUCCCUGUGGAAAGGGAACGGAAUGAAACUUCUUUCACGUCAUCUGCAAUAUCCAGCUAUGGGGCUGCUGCAUCGAUUGAAGAGCUGAGUAGUUCGCUCGAUCAAACAAGGAUUUCCGAUGUGAACAACAAUGUAAACGAACAGUAUGAGCUUUCGGAAACUGCUCCUACUGAAACCAACAAGGAUGGAAGUAACGCCGAUUUCAGACAAUGCCCAACGUGUAUGAAGAGGAAUGCAGUAACAACGCUAGUAAAGGCCGCUGACAUCCCAAGUACGUCUACCAAUCGAGACACAAUUUUACCCGACAUGCUUUUCACGAAUGAAUCAUUGAAUACUUGGACUGGACUACCGACAACGGAACUUCUAGAAGAAAUCUGUUUGGCUGUCAAGAAAAUGGAGAAUGUGUAUCCACGAAAAUUUUCUAUGAACUGCACGGAUCGAGUAAUUCUGGUGUUGGUUAAAUUGAAACAAAACCUGAGUUUUGCAGCCAUUGGAACACUAUUUCGGAUACACGCAGCUACAGUAGCAAAUUAUUUUUCGCAUACUGUUCAGAUCUUGAGUACAGUUCUCCAAGCAUUUGUAUAUAUGCCACCGAAGGAAGAAAUCCGAAAAAACAUUCCCCUCUGCUUCAGAGGAUUUUCUAAUGUUACGAUCAUCUUGGACUGUACAGAAGUACCAAUAGGUACACUCAACUGUCUGAAUUGUCGAAUAGCUACAUAUUCGCAGUACAAAAGUAGAAGGACAGCUAAGUUUAUGAUCGGUGUAACCCCUGCAGGACUUAUUUCCUACCGAAGCAAAGCAUACUCAGGAAAAGCUUCCGACAAAUAUAUAUUCAACGCGGAGAAGCUGAUCGACCAUCUUUAUCCUCAUCUUGACGAGGUCAUGGUGGACAAAGGCUUCAUGAUAGAGAAUGAGUUGUCUACAAAGGGAAUCAAGCUUCAUAGGCCACCAUUCAUGAAAGGCAGUCGGCUAUCACCAUCAGAGGCCUACUUAAACGAAGCCAUAGCAAAAGCACGAGUUCACGUUGAGCGCAUAAUGCAACGAAUAAAAACCUUCGCAAUAUUUCAAGAUACACUAGAAGUGUAUAUGUUAGGUUACACUGACGAAAUGAUGUCAAUAGUCUGUGGACUAGUAAAUUUAACGAAACCAAUUCUUCGCGAUGACAAAUUUUGACUUGUACCGUGUUUCUCUUCUGUCGUAUAUACAAAUAAAGAAUAAAUCGAAAUAGUUUUCGUUAAUUAAAAUGUGUAGAAUUAAACCAAACUGGUGUGUGUUAUUUUAAAUACU
Molecule: messenger RNA, 2518 nt
Organism: Aedes albopictus (Asian tiger mosquito)
Lineage: Eukaryota; Metazoa; Arthropoda; Insecta; Diptera; Culicidae
Exons: 3
Coding region: 635-2404 (589 amino acids)
Source: RefSeq, a predicted model, not a curated record